This is a messenger RNA of Zalophus californianus (California sea lion), 6543 nucleotides long. It is a transcript of the gene DCDC2, whose product is annotated as doublecortin domain containing 2. The record is from RefSeq and is a predicted model, not a curated record. Gene Ontology annotation, cellular component: kinocilium; microtubule organizing center; microtubule. The transcript has 12 exons. Gene Ontology annotation, biological process: regulation of cilium assembly; intracellular signal transduction; dendrite morphogenesis. Bases 262 to 1782 code for a protein of 506 amino acids. NCBI's taxonomy places the organism in Eukaryota, Metazoa, Chordata, Mammalia, Carnivora, Otariidae.
AACAAGUCCAUCCCCCCCGGGGCGUGAGGGAGGCCCGCCGAGGCAACGGCAGCGGAGGAACAGCGGGAGCGCCGCGCCGCCGCCGAGUUCAGCGCGGUGCCAGCCGAGCCGCCGCGCCCCCGCCCAGCCCCGCCGGGCCCUCGCCCAAGCCGCCCCUCCCGUGUCGCCAGGAGGCUACCCCACCGGGUGCGUGCGGUGACGCCGCUGGGCAGCAGAGGCACCUCCCCUGAGAAGCCAGCAGGGCGGCGUCCCGCGGGGAGGAUGAGCGGCACGGGCGCCCGGUCCAGCCACCUGUCCCAGCCGGUUGUGAAGAGCGUGCUGGUGUACCGCAACGGGGACCCGUUCUUCGCGGGGCGCCGCGUCGUCAUCCACGAGAAGAAGGUGUCCAGCUUCGACGUCUUUCUGAAGGAGGUGACGGGCGGCGUUCAGGCGCCCUUUGGGGCCGUCAGGAACAUCUACACCCCGCGGACCGGGCACCGCAUCCGGAAGCUAGACCAGAUCCAGAGCGGAGGCAACUACGUGGCCGGGGGCCCGGAAGCCUUCAAGAAGCUCAAUUACUUGGACAUAGGAGAAAUGAAGAAGAGACCUAUGGAAGUUGUUAAUACAGAGGUGAAGCCGGUAAUGCACAGCAGAAUCAACGUGUCUGCUCGCUUUAGAAAACCCCUUCAGGAGCCCUGCACCAUCUUCUUGAUUGCAAAUGGAGACCUCGUAAGUCCGGUUUCUCGCCUCCUCAUCCCCAGAAAAACCUUGAAUCAGUGGGAUCAUGUGCUACAAAUGGUCACAGAAAAAGUAACUCUGAGGAGUGGGGCUGUCCACAGACUUUACACAUUAGAAGGAAAACUUGUUGAGAGCGGGGCCGAGUUGGAGAAUGGGCAGUUUUAUGUGGCUGUCGGCAGAGAUAAGUUUAAGAAAUUGCCUUACGGUGAAUUACUUUUUGACAAGUCCACCAUGAGAAGGUCCUAUGGGAAAUGUCAUGCAUUUGUGAAAAGUGCCUUAUUUCCGCUGAGCAGAGGGCUGGCCCCCGGCAGAUGCAGGCACCCCCUGGCUUGCUCAUGUCAGAAAGCUUCUUCACUACCUCCUAUUGUAGGAUCCAGAAAGUCUAAAGGGAGUGGAAAUGAUCGUCAAUCCAAGUCAACGGUUGGAUCCAGCGACCACGCUUCCCCUCAGCCCCCAAAGAGGAAAGGGAAAAAAGAGGAGGUGAAUUUGGAAAAACCCAAGAAAGGGAAACAAAACGUAAAGUCAAAGAACUCACCACAAAUAAGUCCAAACAGUGAUGAAGGCGUUUUCAAAGCUGGAGCAGAGAGGUCUGAGACACGGGGGGCAGCAGAAGUCCAAGAAGAUGAAGACACUCAAGUUGAGAUCCCAGUUGACCAGAGGCCAGCGGAAAUAGUAGAUGAGGAAGAAGAUGGAGAAAAAGCAAACAAGGAUGCAGAGCAGAAAGAAGAUUUUUCGGGAAUGAAUGGUGAAGUUGAAGAAGGAGGAGAGAAGGAGACUACAGAUGCCUCUGAGCAAGUCGGGGGGCUCCCGGAUCACAGUGAGGAGCCGGCGGCUCCCACCCGCGUUAACGGGGGCACCAAUGAAGAAAAUGGCGAGGAGCUGGAUCAGGUUAAUACUGAGCCUCAGGAGGCAGUGGAUGAGGAAGUAAAGUCGCAAGGAGCUGGCAGUGGACAAGAUGAGGCUGACUUAGACCCUCAAAGACCACCAAGACCAGAAGUAAAAAUCACGAGUCCACAAGAAAAUGAGAACAACGAACAAAACGAGGACUAUGCUGUCGUAGCAUAGAUAAUUUUUUAAAAAAGAGAGUGUAUUGAUUAUCAGGAAAAUGAAGGGUUAUAAUACUUGAAUAAUGAGGAUUUAGUUACUGCUGAACAUGGUGUGACAAUAUUGAAUACUACCUAUGGAAUUCUAAGAUUGGAGGCUUAAUGGAAAGACUAGAUAAUUUUGAGUAGCUACUAGGGGAGAGUGGCUUCUUUUCAUGGGAUAUAUUUGUAAAAGUCAUUUAGAAAAAUUAAGUAAGAGGGAUAGAGGGACAGUUGCUCGGGAUGACAAUUGGCCACUUGUCUUGGUAAGCGAUGAAAAAGGUUAGGACCACACCUAUUAUAGACUUGUCUAUAAAUUUAGAAGUGAGGUUAUUAGAUGGAAGCUUAUUCUAGAGCACUUAUCUAGGAAGGCAUAGAAUUUUAAAGAGAUGAUAAUAGGAAAGCAUGUCCUUUUUUUUUUUAAAGCAACAAACUCUUGAAUAAACAAAUUGUAAUUUAGUUUCAGAGAUGGCAGUAGAUUGAAAUGUUUCCUUGACUUGUUGAUAUUCUUACCCUUCUUCCUCCUGAUCCCAAACCCAUCUCACACGAAUUAAAAAGAGCACAUUUUGGAAGGAGGAAGUCUCCAUUCAGUGUGUUAGUGAUUCAUCUGGGCACCCCCCUCUCCCUUAAGUGCUUCAGGUUUUUCUCUUACAAGAAGAGAAGAGACGUGAGUUAUGGCUUUAAUGACACGCUCAGGAAGGAGUUUUACCAUGGAACACCCAAUUAUAGUCAUUGAGCCUGGCUGGAUAGUUUGCAAGUUCUGAUGUCCUCUGGAUUUUCAUGGAUCUAGUCUCCUUCACCAAUAAUACCCAUCUCUUCUCCAUCAUGCUACUGUGUUAGAAAACUCAAUAUUGGCUAGUCUAAAGAUUGAAUUCUCUCCAGAUUUUUAUAAAAGAACAACAACAACAAAAAAAACCCAAGACUGCAUUUGACUUGUUUUGUGCCUUAUUUCUAUUAGGAUUGGCCUUGUCAUAUUUUUGCCCCUAGGGAUAUCAGCAAAUGUCUAUUUUAAUGGCCAGUUAUAUUUAGACUUUCAAGCAGAUUCCUUCCUAUAUAAUUAGAAGCCCUCUGAUAGAAACUGUUGAAAAAUGUUUAAAUUGUCAUGAUGAAACCAGUUUCUUAUUACACUUUUGUGGGCUAAUUAAAAGAACUCACAAUGGCCUUGUUAGGUAUAUAUGGGGAAAACAUAAUUGUAUGUUUUCUGAGUUUUUAAGAGAUGACGCAGGUCUUCCUUAAAUAUAGAAAUAGUUUAUUUUUCUCAUAUUGAAGAAUAUUUUUGUUAAUUGUGUAGAUGUUAUAAAUUUGAAAGGAAACUUCUAGUGCUUUCGUAGAAUUCAUUAUUAAUCAUAAGGUUAAAAGAUUUUCUUCCCCUCCAGGUUUCAUAACCAACCAUUUGGAAUAAAGGUAGUUAUAUCAAGCACUUAAUAAUACUACAGAAAAUGAAUGUAUUUUUUUUCCUAGCAGCUAUUUUAAUAUUUUCUACAAAUAGGAAACAUAAAUGGAGACUAUAACGUAACAGUAUUGGAAAGAGAUGGUGAUAUAAGGGUAUAUUGAUCUGGGAGGAUGAAUUGUAAAUGGGUGUUCUAUAUUUCUGGUAUAAAAUCUAGAUUGUGCUUAUUACAGGUAGGCUUAUUUUUUUUCAAAGGGGACAAUAUGAAACGCUGUAAACUACAAGCAACAAUCUUGUGUUGCUAGGGAGAUAGGCUAGCUGGUUUUUUGAUGUUAAAUUCCCGUGCCAUUACUGGGCCUGGGGUUAAUGAUGUUCAAUAGUUUAUAGAAAUCAGGAAUUAAAUGCAAGAAAUUAUAACUAAUUAUCAAGGUGAUUCUUUUAGUUUUCUUUCUUUAAUGAGUUUCUCUUUUUUCCUUCUUUAAAAGAGAUCUUGUAUUUUUUUUUUUUUCUUCUGUUCCUCAUUAUACUAUAAAGCUUAGGUUUUCAGGACCUUUUUAAGAGUCAUCUCAAUAAUUCCAAUGUUGUUUUACAUGAACAACAAAAUAUACAAACACUUCAGGAAGAUGACAGGCCACAGUUAACUAUAGCAAAAAAUGGAAAAAAUCAGGAUAUAAUUCUUCUCUUGGAUGUGCAUAUUUUACCACCUGUUGACAAGAUAUAUUGUGACCUAACUUGAGGGGAUGAACAACAACUCAUCACCUUAAAACUGUUUGUAAGCACAUACUACUAAAAAAGAAAAAGAAUGAAAUAUGUUGUCUAACCAAGGGAAACAUCAUUCACAGAGAAUGGGAAGUGUGAACAUCAUUUUGAGGAUGACAUCAGCACGAAGAAGGAGAGCUGACUCACCCCCCAUGUGUGGACGUGUUCUCUGUGGGAGUCGUGGUCUCCGUGGCAGGUUAGCUGCACCAGUUAAGCUGGACUCAUGGACAGAUCUGGGGAGCAUUUAUGUGAGUGAGCAGAAGAGAUCUUGGGCAGGCUGCAAGUAUUGUUUCCAGCAGAGAGGAUGCUGUGACAAACUCACGUAGCUCUGAUGUGCUAGCCAGUGGAAUGCUUCUCCAUGUCAGCUCUUUGUGAGGCUGUGGGUACAGACCCUCUCGUUCUAGUUUUAUGGAACUCGUUUCUCAAGCUUAAUUGGGUUGUAAGACAUUCGUAAACAACUGGUUGCUUAGUUGAAUUGGAACAUUAGAGUUUUGCAGCGCAAAAUACAGUUUUAGCUAACAUCAUUUUCAUGCUAAGGACAUCAUCUCGCUCAGUAUCUUCUGUUCAGUAUCUGUUGAGCAUCUAUGGAUUUCUAGUUACACAGCAUGACAUUAUGGCCGUAUGAUAACUUUUUACUCAUUGUUUUUCUCUAUAGCCAGAGAAUGACUCUCCACUUAUUAAGACAUUGCUUUUCCCCUUAUGUCUUCUGGGGAAUAUUCAAAUGCCAGACUCACAGGAAGAACAUGAUACUCUCAUGCCUCCCAUUUUAUUCUGAGAGUGUUGGUUCCUGCUGUGGUCUGUAAAGGCAGAACCAUCCCAUCUCUAUGUGGCUCAGAGUCCAUUAGAUAGCUCUGCGGGCUCACAGUUGUGAAGCCAUACUAAUGUGAACUUAUUCAUGCUAGCUUUUCCAGCGUAUAGCUCAUAAACCAACAUCCUGGAAAAUUUCGGUAAAUGACCUAUCUUACACACAAGGGAUAAAGUUCAUUCACCUAGGAAAUAUCUGUGUAUUCAAAAUUGUGGCCACAGAACAUCAGGAAGGCUUCUUUGUGUUAUUAACUGACUCUCCUAAAGAAUUAGCUCUGUCCUUUCACUUUUGCUCAAUAAGUAGCAACGCAAAAUUUUUAAAAGCAGAUUAAAUUACUAAAGAGAAAGCAUCCCAUGUGAACUGUUGCCAAUUUGAACAGAAAGAGAAUAUAUAGAUAUUCACAUAUACAUAUCAAAUACUUAUACAGAUGCACUCACACACUUUAUUGAAUGGGCCUCCUCAGGCAUUGCGUUAUUAAUAGAAGAAGACUCUCUUUGAGAGAAGCAAUGUGUAAAGAGAGGAAAUGCUAAGAAAUGAUCUAUAUCAUGGUGCUUUAAAAAUUGUUUCCUGUAGGAUUUAAAAGAUUUAAAAUUUUCAAAGUAAGAAAGCUACCGGAAUUCUAAUGAAAAGUUUAUUCUAUGAAGGAGUGAUUGCAGAUAGAUAGAUAGAUCGAUCAUCAUGUUUUCCUGACCUAAUGGCAGAGUACAGUCUCUUAGCUCUUUGUUACCAGACUUAACUACCAUAUGCGUUAGGUGCAGAAUAUUUCACACCAACAGGGACUCUGUCAAAGGUUAUCACUGUUGGUGAAUAUAUGUACAUGAUUUACAGGAAUGCACAGAGGACUCUCUUUGGUACCAAGUAGCGAGGUGCACUGCAAAUAGAAUACAAGACUGACUUACUAUUUUACCAUUUUAUCUAUAAUGUUCUAGUUCAGUACAGAAGCUUUGUAGUGUCCUUGAGUGACUGUCAUAUCCUGGAGUUGCAACACUUUCUUGUUUUCUUUUUCCUUUUUUUUAAGGUUAGUCUGUUUUUCUAAGGUGACAAGCAUGUACAGUUCUUUGUUAUUAAAUAUCAAUCUUGUAAAUACUCUAAGAUUCUUUCUUUCCAGAAAUUAUCCCAGGAUGGAAAUGGGUCUGAUUUUUGUUCUUAGCACAUAAAAUUUGCAUAUUUCCUACCAUGAAAUCUAAGGGACUCGGAGAGAGCAUGAAAGUGUGUCCCCACAUGUUGAUGAAGAAGGAAACCUUGCUUUGGAAGAGGUAUGACAUCCUGUAAAAUAUGGGGAAUUAGGAAAGGAUUUUAAAAUAUCUGGAUAACUGUAAAGCAUUUGUAAAAUCAGGAGGUAAGUAAUGGAGCUCCGUUGACUUAAGCCAACAACAGACUUAGCUUCAAUCUACAAAUGGGACCACAUGAAUUCUCUGUAGUUUCUCUGUAGUUGAUCAGUUUAAACCACACAGUCUAAUUGAGUGACUGAGUUAUUGCCACAAAUGUCAUGGCAAGUGGGAAGAGGGAAUGACCAUAGUGCGUAUCAGAAGAAGUCUGGAGAAAACUCACCCUGGUUUUUGCUUCGCUCCUUCUUUUGUGCCUUAAAUCCUUACUAUGUACAAUGCUAAUGGGUGAUUAUUGAUGUUGUAAGUAAAAGUUAAGUUGUGCUUAUCAUUUUUAUGUGAUUUAUGUUUAGAACUUCUCUUUGUAAGGAAAAUUAUUUGUGCUUUGAUCAAAUUAUGAGCAUUAAUUUUUUUUUUAAUUUCUGUAUCAGUGCUCAUUCUGAAAUAUGGAAGUUUACUGUAUCU